This is a messenger RNA of Trichosporon asahii var. asahii CBS 2479, 573 nucleotides long. RefSeq lists its product as uncharacterized. NCBI's taxonomy places the organism in Eukaryota, Fungi, Basidiomycota, Tremellomycetes, Trichosporonales, Trichosporonaceae. The transcript has a single exon. The record is from RefSeq and is a predicted model, not a curated record. The coding region runs from base 1 to 573 and encodes 190 amino acids.
AUGAUCGUCCCCAAAUACUUCAUUCUCGCUGGCGCGCUUUCCACCCUCGUUUCCGCGAACCCGCUCCCGGUCGACAAUACUGCAGUCGAGUCUCGUGACUUUGAGCCGGUCGACGCUAUUCACGCUCGUGCCGAGGACCCCCCAUCCGAGAUCGACAUCGAUAACGAUGAGGUCAUCAACAAGAUCGGCGGCGGCGGUGGCGCCCGUGGCGGCAGCGUCGGUGGCGGCUCGAGGGGUAGCUCUGGCAGUUCUGGCAGCUCCGGCGGUGGUUACCGUGGUAGCUCGGGCUCGAGUGGCAACCGUGGCUCGAGUGGUAACCGUGGUGCGGGUAUCGCUGGAGCUGGUGCUGGAGCGGGUCUUGGAGCUGGUUUGGGCUACGGCGCCGCGCACGGAGGGCACUACGGCAACCGUAACAGCACCGAGUCCGAGCAGGCCCCGCAGAGCACUGGUGGCGCAUCAGCCUCCAGCCCCGCCGCUUCUGCUCCAGCCCAGUCCCAGAGGGCCGCCGCUGGCCGCGCCUACCCUGCCACUGCUGCAGUAGUUGUUGCUGCCGCCAUCUUCGCGUCGGUUUAA